AUGCCCGCUGCCUUCUCGGCCGAACUCGACACCAACAUCGCAACCCGCCAGGCCAGCAACUGCACCCAAUACUGCUCCAACAGCGCCGGCUGCGUCUGCACAGUCCGCCCAUCUGACUGCACCGCCUUCUACACCGUCCAGCCCUCCGACACCUGCCUUUCAAUCGCCAAGUCUUACAACAAUUUCACCGUCACGCAAUUCUACAAAUGGAACCCAUCCAUCGGUCAAACCUGUUUCGGCCUCCAGGCGUAUGUGCCCGUUUGCAUCGACACUCCGUGGUACGAGUACACGCCACCUGUGCAGCCGGACUUCGGAACCCACUACACUCCAGAUCAGACGCCGGUGCCGGUUAUGCCAAACAUCAUCAAAUCUUGCCAGGAGUUUGAGCUGGUUGCGCCUGGAAAGCGUGUUGACGCUCUGGCUGCGGAGAAUGGAUUCGAUGAGAGCAAGUUUUCUGAGUGGAAUGGAGGUGCCACGACUGCGUGGGCGGCGUACUGGGUUUGUGUGAAGGCUUAA
Messenger RNA from Fulvia fulva, 516 nucleotides. Its product is annotated as LysM domain-containing protein. The transcript has a single exon. NCBI's taxonomy places the organism in Eukaryota, Fungi, Ascomycota, Dothideomycetes, Mycosphaerellales, Mycosphaerellaceae. Bases 1 to 516 code for a protein of 171 amino acids. The record is from RefSeq and is a predicted model, not a curated record.